Messenger RNA from Neopsephotus bourkii (Bourke's parrot), 1259 nucleotides. It is a transcript of the gene PIP4K2C, whose product is annotated as phosphatidylinositol-5-phosphate 4-kinase type 2 gamma. Lineage: Eukaryota; Metazoa; Chordata; Aves; Psittaciformes; Psittacidae. The transcript has 10 exons. Gene Ontology annotation, biological process: phosphatidylinositol metabolic process. Gene Ontology annotation, molecular function: phosphatidylinositol kinase activity. The coding region runs from base 19 to 1218 and encodes 399 amino acids. The record is from RefSeq and is a predicted model, not a curated record.
CCGGGCGGAAGUGGCGCCAUGGCGGCGGCGGUGGGCCCGGGCGCGCCGCGGGCCAAGACGAAGAAGAAGCAGAAGCGGUUCGUGCCGCAGCGCGUGAAGGUGCCGCGGGCCGCGGACCCGCUGCUGGCCGUGCUCUGCUGGGGCGUCACCCACCAGGUGAGCGAGCUGAGCCAGGUGCCGCCGCCCGUGAUGCUGCUGCCCGACGACUUCCGCGCCAGCUCCAAGAUCAAGGUCAACAACCACCUCUUCAACCGGGAGAACCUGCCCGGCCACUUCAAGUUCAAGGAGUACUGUCCCCAGGUGUUCCGGAACCUGCGGGAGCGCUUCGGCAUCGACGACCAGGACUAUCAGGUAUCCCUCACCCGGAGCCCCCCGCACUGGGUGGGCAGCGACCGGCGGCUCCUGCUCUGCUCUGACCGCACCCUGGUGGCCAAGGAGCUGUCAGGGGAAGACGUGGCCGAUGUCCACGGGCUCCUCUCCCAUUACCACCAGUACGUGGUGCAGUGCCACGGCAGCACGCUCCUGCCCCGCUUCCUGGGCAUGUACCGUGUGAGCGUGGACAGCGAGGAGACCUACCUGCUGGUCAUGAGGAACAUGUUCAGCCACCGCCUGCCCGUGCACCGCAAAUACGACCUCAAGGGUUCCCUGGUGUCCCGAGAAGCCAGCGACAAGGAGAAGGGCAAAGACCUGCCCACCCUGAAGGACGUGGAUUUCCUGAACAAGAACGAGAAGGUCUACGUGGGGCAGGAAGACCAGAGGGACUUCAUGGAGAAGCUCAAGAGGGAUGUGGAGUUCCUGGUACAGCUGAAGAUCAUGGACUACAGCCUCCUGCUGGGCAUCCACGAGGUGGGGCGGGAGGAGCCAGAGGAAGAGGAGCUGGAGGAAGAAGAAGGGGGGGGCGAUGAGGGGGGGCCCCCGGGGGGGUUCGGGACAUCCCCUGAGGGCAUUGGCACCUUCCUCAACUCCCACCGGCCCCUCGGCCCUGGAGACUUCGACCCCUACGUGGACGUCUACGCCUUGCGCUGCAGCGAGGCUGCCCCCCGCCGUGAGGUCUACUUCAUGGGGCUCAUCGAUGUCCUCACUCAGUACGACGCCCGCAAGAAAGCAGCGCAUGCGGCCAAGACGGUCAAGCACGGGGCAGGAGCUGAGAUCUCCACCGUGAACCCCGAGCAGUAUGGGAAGCGCUUCCUUGACUUCAUCACCAACAUCUUUGCUUAGGGGGGGCCUCAGGACCAACGGCCCACCCACCCCCGAGGACC